AUGGAGCUCACAGACUCGUACAGAAAGCCUGGGCAAAAGGAUGAGAGCGACGACUCGGCCCGAGUGCCAGCAAAGCUGUCGUCGGCGGGUUUUACUCUGAUACCACAACCCUCGGAUGAUCUCAAAGAUCCUCUAAAUUGGUCUUCAUUGAAAAAGGCUACUACACUUUUCAUCUGGUGUUUCGGAUCCUUCGUCACUACAGCUUCCGGCCUAGGAAAUGCUCUUGGGUACUUCGUUCAAGCCAAAGUCUACAACAAGCGAGAUCCAAUUGUUCUUUCAUAUUCCGUAGUCGCGGCCACUGCAGGCAUAGCCAUCGGACCCCUCUUCGCGGUACCCCUUGCGCGCCGUUAUGGACGAACAUUCAUCUUCUUUUGGUCCCUGGUCGGCCUUUUAGUCACGGGAAUAUGGUCCGCCACUAUGACCGGCUCGAAUCAAUACGGAGCCUUCGUCGCAGCGCGGCUCUUCGGAGGUCUCUUUGGUGGAACCGCCCCAACGCUUGGUGCUGACACUAUCGUGGAUAUCUUCUUCCUACACCAGCGGGGAAAGGCCUUCACUGUGCUGAAUCUCUCCUUUCUUGCCGGUGUCGUCGUGGGUCCAACCCUGAGUGGGUUUAUUGUUGGCUCUACAAGCUGGACCGUACAGUUCUGGUGGAGUAAUGGUCUUGAAGGCAUCAUUAUCAUCCUCACUCUCGCACUGCUGGAGGACACAUAUUAUGAUCGCACACCGGAGGGCGGGGAAUACCGUGGCAGAUGGCCAGAAAAUUUCUUUGCGAACAGGGUAGCGACAUUCUUCUGUGGACCUCGCAUGAUUCCAUCCAUAUCGAUGGCCGAAACUUUCCAGAUCUUCUGCAACUCUUUCCUUAUUGGCAUCUGCCCCGUCACCAUUCUCUGCGGCGCCUUGACCCUCGUCGACUUUGGCUUCGCCGCAUUCUUCAACAUCAUCUUAACAGUCUUCCUACAAGACUCCGUCGUAAUGGGCGGCUACGCUUUCACACCCGUGCAGAAUGCAGAGUGCAAGUCCCAUCUCAUCGAUUCUCCAAUCGUGAAUAUUCACUGA
Messenger RNA from Letharia lupina, 1056 nucleotides. RefSeq lists its product as uncharacterized. The coding region runs from base 1 to 1056 and encodes 351 amino acids. Gene Ontology annotation, biological process: transmembrane transport. The transcript has 4 exons. The record is from RefSeq and is a predicted model, not a curated record. NCBI's taxonomy places the organism in Eukaryota, Fungi, Ascomycota, Lecanoromycetes, Lecanorales, Parmeliaceae. Gene Ontology annotation, molecular function: transmembrane transporter activity.